Messenger RNA from Monopterus albus (swamp eel), 1183 nucleotides. RefSeq names its product phospholipid phosphatase 1-like. Gene Ontology annotation, molecular function: phosphatidate phosphatase activity. Gene Ontology annotation, cellular component: plasma membrane. Gene Ontology annotation, biological process: signal transduction; phospholipid metabolic process; phospholipid dephosphorylation. The transcript has 7 exons. The coding region runs from base 395 to 1183 and encodes 262 amino acids. Lineage: Eukaryota; Metazoa; Chordata; Actinopteri; Synbranchiformes; Synbranchidae. The record is from RefSeq and is a predicted model, not a curated record.
GAAGGCAGCAUUUCUCAUACCUGGAGAGGAGCGCUUGUGUCCGCACUUAACGGUUCGUGUCUGUUCCCCAGGACGGGACAGUAUUAUAAGCUGAACAAAUCCUUCUCUGUUAGGAUGCUUAUUGAGCAGUUGCACGGGUGAGAGACGCUUUUGACGUGUGCGGUGCUGUUAGACUAGAUUUAGUUGAGUAUUUUUGACUUAGAGUAGGUUAUUUUUUUUAUCCCUCGGUAGUUGGUGGUAGCACGACACUGGUGUUUUUUUCUAUACACACAUAUAUAUUUUGUGAUGGAAUAGUGAACAGUGUGCGCCAGAAAGGCUGCGUCUCGUCUCUCCUGACACCAUCCGGGACGGAACAUUUUUGACUAAGGCAAGCGCCAAAAGGAGAAGGCGCAACAUGUUUGAAGCCUCGGGAGUCCCUCUCAUCCUGCUGGACAUAGCCUGUGUAAUACUCGUUGGACUUCCAUUUUUUAUCCUUACUCCUCUACACAACCCUUUCAAACGAGGGUUUUUCUGUGAUGAUGAGUCCAUCAGAUACCCCCUCAAAGACGACACCAUACCCUACCCACUGCUGGCAGGAGUCAUGAUCCCCUUUGUACUGAUCAUGAUUCUCUGUGGCGAGUUCCUUUCUGUUUACUUCUCUCGCAUCAAGAACCAGUCAUUAGGGACUAAGUAUAUGGCAUGUAUCUACAAAGCUGUGGGCAGCUAUGUUUUUGGAAUGGCUGCUAGCCAGUCUCUGACAGACAUCGCCAAGUACUCCAUCGGUCGUCUGCGGCCAGACUUCCUGGCUGUGUGCAAACCAGAUCGCAUCAACUGCAAAACUGGUGGUUACAUCGAGAACAUCACCUGCACCGGAGACAAGUUUCUGGUAGACGAGGCCAGGGUGUCCUUCUACUCUGGUCAUUCUUCCUUCUCUAUGUACUGCAUGCUGUUCCUUGCACUGUACAUUCAAGCGAGACUGACAUCAGAAUGGGCGCGGCUUCUGCGUCCCACCAUUCAGUUCUUCUUGAUUGCAACUGCUGUGUAUGUGGGUCUGUCCCGGGUGUCUGACUACAAACAUCACUGGAGUGAUGUGCUGACUGGCAUCGUGCAAGGGGGGUUAAUGGCCGUUUUCGUAGUUUUUUGUGUGGCCAACUUUUUUGAACAGCCAGUGGACGCCGGGAGCUCUCUCUUGUUGUCACGCUGA